Molecule: messenger RNA, 607 nt
Organism: Closterium sp. NIES-67
Lineage: Eukaryota; Viridiplantae; Streptophyta; Zygnematophyceae; Desmidiales; Closteriaceae
Source: the annotation of a GenBank genome assembly
GAUGACAAUCAAGUCGCGUUACCCGAUCCCGCGAGCCGACAAACUACUCGACCAACUUCGUGGAGCCAUGUUCUUUUCAAAAAUCGACUUGCGAUGGGGUUACCAUCAAAUUCGCGUCUCCGCCGAGGAUUGUCACAAGACCGUAUUUCGCACCCGCUACGGCAGCUACGAAUACUUGGUGAUGCCUUUUGGCCUCACGAUCGCGCCCUCGACUUUUCAGAUGACCAUGAACGGCAUUUUCAGGCAACUCUUGGAUAAAUGCGUUAUUAUCUACCUUGAGGAUAUCCUAAUCUACAGCCGCAGCAGGGAGCAGCACUUACAAGAUCUUGAUGCAGUCUUCACACUGCUGCACAAGAAUCGCCUCAUCACAAAAGGGUCUAAGUGCGACUUUCUUAAGCAGGAGUUGGAGUUUUUGGGUCACGUCGUUUCUAUCGAAGGAGUGAAAAUCGACCCCAAGAAAAUCAAGACAAUACAGGAGUGGAAGCCGCUAAGCAACAUAAAGGAGCUACAGAGUUUUUUGGGUUUCGUCAACUACGUCCGCCGAUUUAUCCCCAAUAUGGGGACUACCAUGCGCUCAACAUGAUCACAAUCAAGUCGCGUUACCCGA